Messenger RNA from Paramecium octaurelia, 1696 nucleotides. The record is from the annotation of a GenBank genome assembly. Lineage: Eukaryota; Ciliophora; Oligohymenophorea; Peniculida; Parameciidae.
AUGGGAGUUUGUAGUUCAUCCAAAAAGUGUGAAAGCACUAGCGGCUCCAAGAAUAAUUUUAAUCCAGCUUUGACCAACACUGUGGACGUUCAACAAACCCUAAGAGAAACCAUUCCUAUAAUAAGCGAAUAGAGGAUAAAUUAAAACCAAACCGCCUCAAGAAAAUUGAAAAAAGCAGGCACUUUGAGUUAUUUUGAAUACAAACCCGAUAAACCAUCCACAGUACAAAAAUAAAGUAAAAUCUACUUAAUAAGUCCAUAGGAAGUAACAGGAAGAUAGUUUAGAAGGCACCUCAACUUAAGAUUAAAGUCACUGACUCAAUUGCUUCUAAAGACUAUUCUGUUUAUAAGGGGAAUGUCAAGAUUGCCGAUAAAUCGACCGUUCGUGUAUUGUAGCACAACAGCGAUGGAUAAGUAGUUAUUAUGGAACAAUUACCAUAUGAUUAAGAUGGAAAGGAUUAUAUUGAAUGGCUCCAAAAAACCAAUUUGGUACUCAUUAUUUGUGAUUUUGAUUAGGAAUUCUAUCAUAUUGGAAAGAUUCAUGAAAUCUUUAUAUUUGGAAAACAAUUUUAGAUAAUUAGUGAAUUUUGCACAGGAGGUCCUCUAUCCCAGUUAUUGCACAGCAAGCUAUCAGAGUAGGUAGUUAGUAACAUUAUGGAUUAAAUAUUUGAGAUCAUCAAUUUCCUACACUCAAAUAAGUUGGUUCACAAUAAGUUGACAAUAGAUAGUUUUUCUUUUUAUUACGAUUUGUAAAAUUAUUUGAUUAAGUUGACUGAUAUCAGGAGUUUACAUAAACCUCUACGAGAACCUUAACUUCAAAUCAUUUAAUAUGCUUCUCCUGAAGCUCUAUCCACCCACUUUCAUCAUCCUCAUAAGUCAAGUGACAUAUGGUCCUUAGGAAUUAUUGCCUAUCAAUUAAUGACCAGAAAUUUCAUUUAUGAAAGGGAUCAAGAUUUGACUACUAUCCAAGAAGUCAAAUCGGCAAUCCUGAGGUGGACAAGCAAUAAAAUCAUAAAGGAUGAGGUGUCUUAAUGUUUUGAGGAUCUAAUUUAAAAAAUGCUUCAUUCUGAUAAAAAUUAAAGAAGUAAAAUAGAGGAAUGUCAGAAACAUGAGUUUAUUGUAAAGCAUUAGAAUAAAAACUUGAAUUGCUAUUUCAAAAACUAAUUUACUGAGGAAUUCAAUAGCAAAUUGCAGAGAUGGCUCAUGAUUUAUCUAAUAAAUCACUAUGAACACUCUCAUCACAAUGUAGCACAUAGGAUUUUCGAUUUAUUGGAUUAGGACAAGGAUGGAAAGUUGAAUGCAGCAGAAUUGUAGGAAUUUGAAAGAAAACUUAAAUAAGCCUAAGGAUAGGAUAUGAACAUCAAAGUCAUAUAGAAUUUGAUUGCCAAAGAAGUGGAAUUAGGAUUGGAGGAUUUCAUUGUGAUGAUUUCUAAUAAAUCUCUGUACAUUACUCAUCACAAUAUCCAUCAUAGUUUUAAGAAGUUAGCUAACAAAAGUUAAGAAAUUACUGUAAAAUCUUUGUCAAAAAUACUCAAUAUUUCAGAAGAGGAUAUGGCAGAGGAAUUCAAGAAUCAUCAACUUUACUACGAGGUAUCUCUCUCAAUAUUAUAUAAUAGACGGAUUGCAUUCCUUUAGAAUUUGCAUAAUAUGAGACGAUUAUGAAUUAGAUUCUGGUAGUUUAAAAUGAGUUUUAAUGA